AAUCAAAAUUAUAAUAUACCUACUUAAACUUGGCUUUUUCAGCAUACCUACUUUCCUAAGCCAAGAUAAUCCACAAUCGUUCUGACAUGAUAUCUCUUUCAUUUCAGGAAGCGUGGGCAAUGGGUGUGCCUCAGCAAAAACUGUUUUCCAGUACGAAAAGCUUCAAAACUCACCUAAAAGACAUGGACAAUAAUAACUAUAUUAUGCCUGAUAUAUCAAUAAAUAAUAUAUCAAAGUUUUAUGAAAAUACGAAAAUUUUCAUUACAGGAGCUACUGGUUUUGUUGGUAAAGCCCUAGUAGAAAAACUUUUAAGAUCUUGCGAUAAAGUUGAUGCAAUUUUUCUGUUGAUGAGACCUAAAAGAGGAAUUCCCGUAGAACAAAGACUUAAGGAAUUUGUCAAAAAUCCUGUUUUCAAUAGAAUAAAAGACAAAAAUCCAGACGCAUUUGAAAAAGUCAAAGUAAUUCCCGGCGAUGUUGGGUUACCAAACUUGGGAUUAUCCGAUGAAGAUAGGAUAUUUUUGAUUAAAAAUAUUGAUAUUGUUUUUCAUUCGGCUGCAACCGUUAAAUUCAAUGAAAAUUUAAAAACGGCUAUAACUUUGAACACAUUAGGCACUAAAAGGAUGUUGGAAUUGUGUGAGAAAAUGGAGAAAUUGAAGAGUUGCGUCCACGUCUCUACAGCCUUUUCCAAUACCGACAAAGACAUCAUAGACGAACAAGUUUAUAAACCAUCCUACGACGCCUACGCUAUGAUAAAUCUUAUCGAAAACCUUCCAGAUGAAGUUAUAGAAAGCAUAUCUUCACAAUUAGUCGGCAAACAUCCAAACACUUACACUUUCGCCAAAGCAUUAGCCGAACAAUUAGUUCUGGAAUAUUCUGGAAACAUUCCACUUGCCAUUGUACGACCUUCGAUAAUCACAGCAGCAUGGAAAGAACCAUUUCCAGGUUGGGUGGACAACAUAGGCGGCAUAACUGGCAUUUUAAUGGAAUGCGGCAGAGGCACAAUCAAAUCCAUAGUCUGUGAUGACAAAUGUCGUAUGGAACUAAUUCCAGUUGACAUUGUCGUUAAUACUUUACUGACCAGUGCCUGGCAUACGGUCGCUUAUGGACCUACCGCUAUGCGAGUUUAUAAUUGUACCAGUGGUAAACUGAACCCGGUCACUUGGAAAGAAUUUGGAGAGUACACGCACAAGUACAGUCUUAAAUGGCCAAGCAAAUAUGUCACGUGGUAUCCAGGUUUUGUUUACAGGACCAACACGACCGUGCAUAAUGUUUGCACAAUGUUGUAUCAUAAUAUUCCUUCGGCUUUGUUGGAUGUGUUUUUGUAUUGUACUGGGAAAAAGCCUAUGAUGUUGAAAAUAUCUCGUAAAUUUAACCAGGCCUUGAUCGCCGGUAGUUUUUCGUCUACAAACGAAUGGAAUUUCGAAUCUGCAUCUUACAAGAGUUUGGCUAAAGCAGUGGAAAAUGCUGAAGAUGGUGAGUUUUUCAGUGUAAACAUAGCUUCAAACAGCGGUUUCGAUUGGGACGAAUACGUUGGAGAGUUUGUGAAAGGCGUGAGGCAAUAUAUUUUGAAAGAUGACAUAAGUAGUUUGCCUAAAGCUUUAAGUAAACUUAACAGAUUAUAUUGGUUCCGGAUAAUAUUUCAGGCCCUUGCCGGCCUUCUAGCUUUAAGAAUGAGCAUCGCUUACUUUUAA
This is a messenger RNA of Ceutorhynchus assimilis (cabbage seed weevil), 1691 nucleotides long. The record is from the annotation of a GenBank genome assembly. NCBI's taxonomy places the organism in Eukaryota, Metazoa, Arthropoda, Insecta, Coleoptera, Curculionidae.